CAUCUCAGUCGCCCGUUGGUGGUUGCCAGGCAUUUAUCGAAGUGGCGCGGUCGGUAUCAAUUGCAGUAGCUGUCUUUGCCUCAGCUCUUAUCUCUACCUAUCUCCCUCCCACUUUCUUCCAUGCACAAGGUUACAAUUGAGUAUCAUCUGCGUUGUCUCAGAUUAAGACUCGUUUUGCCGGGAUUUUCCCCCCAACUCCUUAUUGCUUACAUCAAGCUCUCUCUCAACUUUAAACAUCACGACUGAAAUUGAAUGUAUUUUUCUGUGUGGUACUUUGCCGGCUCCGGUCACCUCUCAAAGUCACCUGUGAUUGUGUUGUGGUGUAGCAGCUGGUUGAUCUGACUGUAGGGCAUCAUGACUACGGUGAAGGAGACAAACGCACCGAAAACGGCUCAACAGCAAGAGCAGGAGCUGGUGGGGAGUAACCCUCCUCAGAGGAACUGGAAGGGUAUUGCAAUCGCCCUGCUUGUCAUUCUGGUCAUCUGCUCCCUGAUCGUCACCUCGGUCAUCCUGCUGACACCAGGUGAGGAUGACAGCUUGGCCCUCAAGGGGAAACUGACCGUGGGGGACAUCUUCAGGAAGGACUUCAAGGUUCACGACCCUGAGGCCAAGUGGAUCAACAGUAAUGAGCUACUGUAUCGCACACGUGAGGGGGAUGUUGUCAGGCUCAACAUGGAGACGUAUGAGAGGACGGUACUGGUGCACAACAAAAAGUUUGAAAUGUACAAAGCCAGCAAGUAUGAAGUGUCUCCUGACAUGAAGCAUGUGCUGCUCGCCUACAACGUGGCACCGGUGUACCAGCACUCGUUCACUGCCUUCUACAUCAUCUGCAGCCUGGAGACUCCAGAGACAUGGAACCUGAACCCUCCAGAGGUACGGAACGCCCAACUGCAGUACGCAGGCUGGGGACCCAAGGGCCAGCAGCUGAUUUUUAUUUUUGAGAACAACAUCUACUACCGUUCGACAGUGGAGAGCCGAUCGAUCCGUCUGGUUUCCACCGGCAAGGAGGGGGUCAUCUUCAAUGGGCUCAGCGAUUGGCUGUACGAAGAGGAGAUCUUCCAGACCCAUAUUGCCCACUGGUGGUCUCCGGAUGGUGCCCGGCUGGCAUAUGCCACCAUCAACGACACUAUGGUGCCCAGGAUGGAGAUCCCUAUGUUCACAGGAACUACUUAUCCUACCGGGAGGGAGUAUCACUACCCUAAGGCUGGGGAGGAAAAUCCAGUCAUCUCUUUGUAUGUGGUCAACCUGAACGGGCCCCUGCACACCAUCGAGAUGAGGAGACCUGAAGACCCGAGGAUGGGAGAGUACUAUGUCACCAUGGUGAAAUGGGCGACUACCACCAAACUGGCAGUGAACUGGUUAAACAGAGCCCAGAACAUAUCCAUGCUGACGUUGUGUCAGGCCACCACCGGUGUCUGCACCAAGAAACAUGAGGAUGAAAGUGAAAGUUGGCUACACAGACAGAAUGAGGAGCCGCUGUUCUCUAAAGACGGUCUGAAGUUGUUCUUCACCAGAGCCAUCCCACAGGGAGGCAGGGGCAAGUUCUUCCACAUCUCCAUGUCCAUCACACAGCCCAACACCAGCACAGACACGCUGCAGUCCAUCACGUCUGGAGACUGGGACGUCACCCAGGUGCUGGCCUAUAACGAGGACAUCCAGCUAAUAUACUUCUUGAGCACAGAGGAUGAUCCGAAACGCAGGCACCUCUACAGUGCGGACACAGUGGGCCCUUUCAACAGACGCUGUCUCUCCUGUGACUUCUACGAAGGUUGUGGCUACGUCAGAGGCUCUUUCAGCCACAGCAUGAGCCUCUUCCUGCUUAGCUGCAAAGGCCCUGAUGUCCCGUUUGUAGCAGUGUACAGCACACAGGACAGACAGAAGGUGUUUGACCUGGAGACCAAUGAGAAUCUGAGGAUGAGUUUGGACUCCAUGCAGAUGCCCCGCGUGGAAUACAAGGAGAUCAACAUCGAGGAUUACACACUAACGAUGCAGAUCCUCAAACCUGCCAGCUUUGUGGACUCAUCGCACUAUCCUCUGCUCCUCCUUGUCGAUGGCACCCCCGGUGGCCAGAUGGUGUCAGAGCAAUUCCACAUAGACUGGGCUACCGUGCUUGUGAGCAGCUUCGGGGCAAUGGUGGUUCGCUUUGACGGGCGGGGCAGUGGCUUCCAGGGGACCAACCUGCUGCACCGCGUCCAGAGGAAGCUGGGCGUGUUCGAGGAGAAGGACCAGCUGGAGGCCCUCAGUAUUAUUUCUAAAGAGCCAUAUGUUGACAAGACCAGGAUUGGAGUUUAUGGCAAGGUGUAUGGAGGCUACGUGACCAGCCUGUUACUCAGCGCCGAGGAUUCCCUGGUGAAAUGUGGUGCGGCUCUCUCACCCAUCACGGACUUUGACCUAUAUGCAUCAGCUUUUUCAGAGAGAUACCUGGGACAGCCCAAGCCUGACCCAAGAGCAUAUGCGAUGGCCAAUCUAGCACACAGGGCAUCUCAGUUCCUAGACAAGAAGUUUCUGAUUGUUCAUCCAACAGCAGAUGAAAAAGUGCAUUUCCAGCAUACAGCGAAAUUCAUCGCCCAGCUGAUCAAUGAAAACGCCAACUACACUCUGCAGAUCUACCCAGACGAGGGCCACUUCAUCCACAGCGAGGCCACGCGGCAGCACCUCAGCCAGUCACUGGUCAACUUCUUCGAGGAGUGUUUCCGGCUACCGGACAACGUGUUCGAGGAGAUACUGGAGGAGGAGAUCGAGGAAGAGGGUUAGCCUGGGCAAAACCAAUCCCCCCCAAACCAGAGCUCCAGUCCGCGCCCAAGCACAAUGCCAGCCGCCAUACCUGGUUUCCACAAUCCACAUGAUAUGCAACCUCCUCUUGGUUUAAACCUUUUGUUUUGUUUUCACCUUAUGUGAUUCCCCUGCGUUUCAGCAUGAUCAUCCCUGAGACUGCCACGUUGCAGAUCAACCCUGGGACUGCCGCGUUGCAGAACAUCCCUGAGACUGCCGCGUUGCAGAUCAUCCCUGAGACUGCCGCGUUGCAGAUCAUCCCUGAGACUGCCGCGUUGCAGAUCAUCCCUGAGACUGCCGCGUUGCAGAUCAUCCCUGAGACUGCCGCGUUGCAGAUCAUCCCUGAGACUGCCGCGUUGCAGAACAUCCCUGAGACUGCCGCGUUGCAGAACAUCCCUGAGACUGCCGCUUUGCAGAACAUCCCUGAGACUGCCACGUUGCAGAACAUCCCUGAGACUGCCGCGUUGCAGAACAUCCCUGAGACUGCCGCGUUGCAGAACAUCCCUGAGACUGCCGCGUUGCAGAACAUCCCUGAGACUGCCGCGUUGCAGAACAUCCCUGAGACUGCCGCGUUGCAGAACAUCCCUGAGACUGCCGCGUUGCAGAACAUCCCUGAGACUGCCGCGUUGCAGAACAUCCCUGAGACUGCCGCGUUGCAGAACAUCCCUGAGACUGCCGCGUUGCAGAUGCUUGCUUAUCUCCUCAUCCCGUUUUUGUCCUCCUACUCCUCCUCUUCUUCACCUUUUAGUCACCACGACUCCAUCAGAGACCAUCUGCAGCCAUUUUGUUGACAUCAACACAAUGAAUACAACUUUAUGAUGGAGGGUGAUGAGGGAUCAUUAGCUGACGUCAUAUCUGGAACAUCUUGAAAAGCAGUCGUGUCAGGAAUAGGCGUGCUCCUCGGAUUUCAAAUGACUGGUGAGAGGGAGGGAACAUAAAACUCCACACGCAAACUUUACCAGUCAGUGAGGCGAGGAAAGACUUAUAGCACAAACUGUGGGGUCAAAGUUACAGGCACCACAUGGGAUUUUAUGGGUCAAACUGGUUCCAGCCCAGUGUCUGUGGGUCGAGGGUAGGGUGUCUGCUCCUAUUUUUAAAAUCGUGAAAAUACAUUUUCAUGUUGAACUGUGCUUGUGUAUGUUGUUCCUCUGUAAAGUAGCACAUGAAAAACAUUCCCUUCUUUGGGUAUUGAUACUUCUUUUUUUCAGUGUUCAAGUUUGUCCUGAUCUUGGAAUCUUCUUGUAGCCGCAAGUAUGUAUUUAAAUGGUGUAGACUCCAUGUCAUGAAAAGAAGAGAAGGAUGUGAACAGAACCACCGGUUUGUUUUGUUAUAAAAUGUUCUCCUCAUUCUUUGCUUAUUGUAUAAUACUCCCUCUAGUCCUUUGGAAAUUGAAGCAUAUAUAUUAUAUUUUAGUCACUGUGCCUUACUUUGGGAGUGAGCAGUCCUUUUUAUGGACUCCUUUUGUGAAACUAAAUACAACAUGGCUCAUUGUAAAUAAAUGUUCUGCUGAUCAUGGCACUAACUACUGUUGGUUAAACCUUCACUCUGAUCUGUGAACACUUUGUAAUGUUGUCAUAGAGUAGGUAUGGCAUUAUAUCAACAGUCAUGUAAGAAAUGGUCUUCAGUUCCAAAUAUAACCAAUUGCCAAAAUAGAUGUAAACAGUAGCUGCAUGUAUCUGCACAUUAUUUUACAGAUGUUCAAAUGGCAAUGAAAUGGUUUGUCAAGCUAACAACCACAUAAAAUUAUCUUUUAGUAAAUGGCUAUUGAAGUGCCAUUACAACCGCUCUCAGUAUUAGGUCAAUUGGUGGGUUUGAGGUGCCACUGUGGAAUUGGUGUUGUUUUAUGGCAAAAAGUAAUACUUUGGUCUAUAAGGUAAUUAAUAGCUUAGAAUCAUUAUCUCAAUCUUUACAGGAUGAAAUACAAAGGAUUAAAAAAAAAGAAAAUGUAGGUUGGACUGCUAUCUAAAAAUGUGAAUUUGAGGCACAAGUCUGCAUUUUAUCUGAACGCUCAUUCUUGUUACUUUGUCAAUGCAUGUUAUCAAGUUAUUUACAACUCAAUGCGAUCUGUGAUAGCUCUGUUUCAAAAUAGUAUUUUUUACAUCUUGAAUGUUCCGUACUGGGUUGAAUUACAUUUACAGUAGUAUCAUGAUUGAGAUCCCAGUCUCUUCAGCUUGAUGUGUAAAUGUUACUCAAAUAUCAUUUGUCUCUUUAAUAGCGGUGUUAUUUGUGCAUAAAUGCAUUUUGAAAGUUA
Molecule: messenger RNA, 5023 nt
Organism: Salmo salar (Atlantic salmon)
Lineage: Eukaryota; Metazoa; Chordata; Actinopteri; Salmoniformes; Salmonidae
Product: A-type potassium channel modulatory protein DPP6
Biological process (GO): proteolysis; regulation of potassium ion transmembrane transport
Cellular component (GO): voltage-gated potassium channel complex; plasma membrane
Molecular function (GO): potassium channel regulator activity; serine-type peptidase activity
Source: RefSeq, a predicted model, not a curated record